GUGUGCACGAGACAGGUCACAAUGCAAAAUCUACAGUAAUACAACCAAGCAGUCCCCCUUUACAGAGCACAGAUGAUGUUUGUACAAGCUCUGAAGACUUGUGUUGUCAAUCAUAUGACUUUGCCUUUCAAAGCCAUGAGUGUAAGUAACUGUGAAAAUGAUGAUUACACUCCCUUGAGCAGUUUGUGUCACUUUUUGGCAGCCAGUGGUAGGAGUGAACAUUUAAGUGAAUGUGAAAUGAAUGACACUGAUACACCUGAGCAAAUUUAUUCUUACUCAGAUGGUAUCAUCGAGUCUGUAGAAGAUCAACAAUCCUUAGCCUAUGUAACAGGCUAUGUACUAAAAGCCAUAGACGUACCAGAUGAUUGUGAAACAUGUAAUAGCAGUCUCUACUCCUCUGUUGUGACUGAAAAUCAUUUGUUUACCUCAUUUAAAGAGAACAGUGAUGAGCAUUCACAUUUGAAAUAUGCAAGUGAAAGAGUCAUGAUUUUCCUAAGGGCACUCCAUGAUCAGCUGUAUGAGUAUCUAAAUAGUCAUGGUCACACAACAAGACUACAUGAUAAUUUUAAAAAAGCAUUUGUUCUGUCUCAUACAACAAUUUGUAAUAAACAUGACAUUGAAGAGAGACUUCUGAAAACAAGUAUUCCAUUUAUAAUAUACAAGUAUGUGAAAGAAAAGAAAUUUACAAACAAGAGAAAAUUGUGUAUGCAACAACUUAAAAAGAAGUUCAAAUCAUGUUAAAAUACUUUGUAUUUUGUUUAUUAUGUGUACAAUGAGGGAAGCUCCCUAUAUAUAUACAAAUGUUGAGAAUUACAUGUUCUUGUAUAAAAAUCAUGCCUUUGAUUUGUUAUGACAAAAUCUGGUAAUUCAGCAGGAACAUAACUUAACACUUUCUAGAUGUCAUGAUUGGAUUCUAAGAGUAUAAUGAAUAAAGUGCUGUCAAGGGGAAUUUGUGUUAAUUUUCAGUAGUGUACCAAACAAAGUUUUCA
Messenger RNA from Schistocerca gregaria, 989 nucleotides. RefSeq lists its product as uncharacterized. The record is from RefSeq and is a predicted model, not a curated record. Lineage: Eukaryota; Metazoa; Arthropoda; Insecta; Orthoptera; Acrididae. The coding region runs from base 73 to 741 and encodes 222 amino acids. The transcript is spliced from 2 exons.